This is a messenger RNA of Suillus subalutaceus, 1081 nucleotides long. RefSeq lists its product as uncharacterized. Lineage: Eukaryota; Fungi; Basidiomycota; Agaricomycetes; Boletales; Suillaceae. The transcript has 7 exons. The record is from RefSeq and is a predicted model, not a curated record. Bases 1 to 987 code for a protein of 328 amino acids.
AUGACUUCUGGCAUCCCGCUGGAGAGCGCUGCGAUAAUGUCAUUAGUGCUGGAAAGCAUGUUAUACGGCUUUUCUGUUCUAAUGUUUAUUGGCACCAUCUGGGCACUGACCUACAAACGCCACAUACGGGACGUCAAUCGCCCAAACACUACUGUCGCCGUCCUGCUGUUCGCACUGAGCACUGCGCACAUGGUCAUAGAUAUCAUUCGGACUGAAGAAGGACUGAUACAAUACAGCGGGUCAGAGGUGUCCUUCGCAGAGAACUCCCAAAAUAUCUUUGUGAUCAACAACACAAUAGUCGUUUUGCAAGCUCUACUUGGCGAUGGGGUGGUGAUUUAUCGUUGUUACGUCGUUUGGCAAACCGUCUGGGUUAUCAUCCUACCAAGCAUGCUGUGGUGCAGUGUCACAGUGACCGGCAUGUACUCAAUCUACAGCGUUUCGAACACAACUAGCACUGUCGGAAACGUCUUCAGCAAGGUGACUCAACAAUGGAUCUCGGCAUUUUCUGGUUUGACGAUUGCGACUAAUUUGUUGGGUUCAGGAUUACUGGCGUACCGCAUCUGGAAAAUUGAACGCAAUGUUACUAACAGUCACACUACGAAGACCACCACAACGAGUAUACUACGCGUGGUCAUGGAUGCUGCUAUUUUAUACUCCAUAGCGCUCCUCUGCACAUUAAUCCUCAUGGUCUGCUCGAACAAUGGAUCGCUUGUUAUGAUAGACAUGCUCACACCGAUCAUCUCCAUUACUUUCUACAUGGUGAUUAUUCGAAUCGCAAUGGGUAGAAAAAAUCACAGUCAUAUUUUGACUGUCGGCGGAAGGUCGACCAGCGAGACGGAUCGAGGAGAUCAUCCUCUGAAGCCUUUGCAGGUACAUAUAUCUCAAUUUACGCACAUUGACGACACCUCGGUGUACAGAAAUGGGAGUCAGGACAGACCAUCGACAGGCAAGGAGGCGUUUGUGGAAGGGGCAUCUUGCACCGUGUAGUCGGAUGAACAAUAAUGACUUCAUAUGAACAUUGUAUUUUUGAUAGUACCAGACGAUAUCUUGAAUAACUCACAAUUUGUAUCUAUGCCGUGUC